Centruroides sculpturatus (bark scorpion) is the source of this 1100-nucleotide messenger RNA. Its product is annotated as probable RNA-binding protein 18. NCBI's taxonomy places the organism in Eukaryota, Metazoa, Arthropoda, Arachnida, Scorpiones, Buthidae. The record is from RefSeq and is a predicted model, not a curated record. Gene Ontology annotation, molecular function: RNA binding. The transcript is spliced from 5 exons. The coding region runs from base 208 to 783 and encodes 191 amino acids.
AAAUAUAACGAUACGAAGUUGUUCCUGUAGAGGUCGCUGGGAGAAAUGAAAGUGGCGGACGACGAUCAAUUAUAGUAUUUUUUUUGAUUUGUGUAAAAUGUGUAUUAUGCUCGAGUAUUAUCGCACGAGAUAGAAGUUUUUAUAUAAAUAUACAUUCGUCGCUGGCAAAGCAGCAAAUAAAACUCUUUGUAUAGCUGAUAUUUUCUCAUGGCAACGAUACCAAGUGUUCCAUUGCCUUUAGAUCCAAGUCCACCUCAAGAAGCUGAUGAUAAAAGAUUGUGGAUUGGAAAUUUGGAUAGUAGAUUAACAGAAUAUCAUCUUAUUAAAAUAUUACAAAAAUUUGGUACUGUUAAGAAAUUUGAUUUUCUUUUUCACAAAUCUGGUCCUUUGAAAGGACAGCCAAGAGGGUAUUGUUUUGUUACAUAUCAGACUAGAAGUGAAGCAGAAAAGGCACUGGCUUCUUUAAAUGGGAAGAUUGUUUUGUCAAAAAGUUUAUCAGUGAAAUGGGCCAAUUCAGUUCCUGCUGAAGAUUGUUUUAUAAAGAAACCUCAACUUGUGCUUCCUGGAAUGAAUUUGCAACAAGAAAGAUCAAAUAAAAGUAUUAAAAGCCAAAUUAAUGCUAUUGAAGCUAAACUAAGAUCAAUGGAACAUGAAAGAGAAAUGGAACUGGAGAGAUGUCUUGCAGUAACAGCAACAAAAUCUAUAGGAAAUAAAUUAUCUAAAAGCAACAAAUUAUCUAGAAACAGACCAUAUCCAGAAGGAAAAGGUUUAAAAAAUAGAUGAAUCAUCUAUAUAUCAAUAUUUAUUUAAAAAACUGUAAUAUUGACAAAUGAAUUAUGUGAGAUUUUUCCAAUGGAAAAAGUCAAAGAAUAUGCCCCUCAAAUUGCUGUUCUUGAUAACCUAAUUAUAUUUCAACAUAUUAAGAGACUAUGUUAGUUUUAAAAUGCUUAAUAUAAUUAGUAUUGUUUUAAAUGUUUAUUGUAAAACUGUAACCAUAUUGUACAGUUUUAUGUGUAUUUUAACAUUUUGUAAAAAAAAAUUUAUUUACUAGUUUAUUUUAGUGAAUAGUUCUGUCACAAAUAAAUGUUUGUUUUUUUAUA